Liolophura sinensis is the source of this 5929-nucleotide messenger RNA. Its product is annotated as kinesin-like protein KIF28. Gene Ontology annotation, biological process: microtubule-based movement. The coding region runs from base 61 to 3018 and encodes 985 amino acids. Lineage: Eukaryota; Metazoa; Mollusca; Polyplacophora; Chitonida; Chitonidae. The transcript has 25 exons. Gene Ontology annotation, molecular function: microtubule binding; microtubule motor activity; ATP binding. The record is from RefSeq and is a predicted model, not a curated record.
AAAUGCAUCAGCUCCCACAACAGGCGAGAACGAGAGCGCAAUGCCAAGCUGAUUAUAGAGAUGGAUGGUGGUCAGACAUGCAUAACUGACCCCAGUGCCACUGAGGAGCCCAAAAAGUUCAGCUUUGACUACAGUUACUGGUCCCACGAUGGUUCCAAAGAAGGCCCUGAUGGGUACUAUGGGGCCGACAAAAGCCAUCCUAAUGGCAAAAAGUUCUGCGACCAGAAAACUGUUUUCAACGACCUGGGUGUAGGUGUGUUAAAAAAUGCUUGGGAAGGUUACAAUUCCACAUUAUUUGCAUAUGGACAAACAGGAUCUGGGAAGAGUUGGUCCAUUGUGGGAUAUGGAGUUAACAAGGGUGUUGUGCCACAGUUUUGUGAGCAGAUGUUUGUGGGAAUCGAUGAGAAGAAAGCAGGUGGAGACACCACAGAAUAUGAGGUGACAUUUAGCAUGCUGGAGAUAUACAAUGAGCAGGUGAGAGAUCUCCUGGACACAAAACCCAAACAAAAAGGUGGACUCAAAGUGAGACAGCACCCUAAAAAAGGCUUCUAUGCUGAUGGACUGAUUGUCACCCCUGUUGGAAGUUACGCUGAAAUAGAACAGAAAAUGGAUGAGGGGACAAUGAACAGAACUGUGGCAGCGACAAACAUGAACGCCACCAGCAGCCGAGCCCACACGAUUGUUGGCAUCACAUUUGUUCAGAAGAGCAAGAAUGCUGCAGGAGAAGAAAUGGCCAAAACAGCUGUCAUCAACUUGGUGGAUUUGGCUGGAAGUGAGAGGGCUGAUUCCACGGGAGCUACUGGGGAUCGACUAAAGGAAGGGGCAGCCAUCAACCAGUCUCUGUCAUGUCUGGGUAACUGUAUAGCAGCCCUGGCUGACCAGAGCUCAGGCAAGAGGGUCAGAGUACCCUUCCGAGAUUCUGUCCUAACAAAACUGCUGAAAAAUGCCUUAGGGGGAAACAGCAAAACCAUUAUGAUUGCUGCUAUCAGUCCUGCUGACAUCAACUAUGAAGAAUCUCUGUCAACACUAAGAUAUGCUGACAGAGCUAAACAGAUAAAAACUACAGCCACGGUGAACGAGGACCCGACCGCGGCUCUGAUCCGUGAGCUGCAGGAGGAGAAUGAGAGGCUGAAGAAGAUGAUGGAGUCUGGUAACAUGACUGUUAUCAAGGGAGAUGAUGAGGACGAUGAUGACAUGUCAGAGGAGGAACGAGCAAGUCUGAAAGAAGAGUUGAGUCAAGAGUAUGAGAGUUUGUUGGCAAAAAAUCAGCUGGAAAUGGAGGAAAUGAAGAAGAACUUUGAAGAGAAGCUUGCUGCUGCUAGAACUGUGCAGGAGUCUGGCGAGCCUCACCCAUCCCACACAGAGGUAAACGAGAAAAGGAACUCUGUGGCUCACCUGUACAACCUGAACAUGGACCCCAUGCUAACUGGGCGCAUCAUCUUCUUCAUUGAUACCCCAGAGAAAACAGUGGGCAACCCUAAAGGCACCGGCCCCAACGAUAUCACUCUAGUGGGUCCAAGCAUAGCAGAGAGACAUGCUAUCAUCUCCAUAGACAGUGGUGGAUAUGUCAUAGAGGCUGGGUGCGCAAACGUCCGCUUACUGCGCAAUGGCAAGGCUGUUACAGCUAAGACACAGCUUCAUCACAAUGACAGACUGCUGUUUGGUACAACUCAGUACUUUGUCUAUGCUAACCCACGAGAGGCUCAGCUAACCAGCACCCCAUUCCCUGAGGUUACCUUUGAGAUGGCUCAAGAGGAAAUAGCCAAGAAAUCAGGCUUUGAUAUGAGCUCAGAAAAUAAAUCUAAAGAGGAUGCUUUACUCAAAGACGAUAUGCUGGAGUUAAUACCUGCCAUCGAAGAAGCUAACUCCAUCAGUGAGGAACUAGACAAGAAGAUGAAGUUUGAGCUCAUGGUUGUCUCCCCUGAGGCACGAGGGGAAAUUCACGGCAGAACAGAGGUGAUGGUACGAGUUGUGCACCUGGAGACCAAACACGAGUGGAUUUGGACACGACAGAAAUUCCUGAACCGUAAAUACAUCAUGCAGGAGAUGUACCAGAACUACCAGGAGGGGGAUGAGUGGGACUUGCCCAAGGAGAAAGAUCCAUUUGAUGAAGACCUCAGCGCUGAGUUCCACAUUGGCAGUGUAAAAGUCUGGCUUCAAUCAUUGGCCUUCAGUAUAGAGACAAAGGAGCAGCUGGAAAUCACAGACUUUAAAGGCACAGAAGUGGGUUUACUCAAUACUGAGAUUAUUCCAUGUAAUAAAAAGGGCAAAGAGUACACCGAGGCUGAUGAUGUGUUUGUGGAGAAACCAGAAGAUCAGAUAGGGAAGGAGAUACAUUUUGUUGUGAAAAUCACCAGUGCCCGAGGUCUACCGAACAGGUUCACGGACCUUUAUGCAAAGUUCUUGGUGUAUACUGAUGACAAGUACAACGAAACAAAGAAAAUCCCAAACACAUGUAACCCUGACUGGAACUUUAAAAAACAGUUUGACUUCCCUAAUGCCACGGAAAAGUUAAUUGAGUAUUUAAAGGACAGUGCUAUCAUGAUCCAAAUCUGGGGCAAGCAGAAGCCUCCCCAGAAGAAGAAGACAGUCAACACAAAGACAGCCAUGUUGACAGAGGCUUUGACCAAAGGACACGUGUCUGCUACAAACACAAACACAAAGAGUCAUGACCCAGACAAGGUGAAGUAUAUGAUGCAGGUGGCUCUACUGCAGAAGAGACAGCAGCAGACAGAAGCUAAACUGCAAUACUUCAAGGAUCUAAUAGCUUUAUUGGAAGAAAAUGACAAGAAGAGAGUGAAGUCAUCGGUGCUGAAAGAGCUAUAUCAUGCAAAAUCAGCGGACGAGGCUAACAAGUGCCUUAAACUGUUGGUCAAGGACAAAGAUAAAGGUGAUGAUAAUGAUGACAGCAGUGACAGUGACAGUGAUGAUGAUGAUACACCCAGAAAGCCGAGGAAGAAGAGCUCUAAAUCUUCAGCAGAACGUCAGAGCGGGACGUCUGUAUGUGUGCUGCUGUAACUUCAGAUCCUCUCAGUACCUAUCGGCAUCAGGGUCAUACAAUCCCAAAUUAAUACCUGUAAUACUCUGACCUAUUUGUGUCUAAUUUAUUUCAGAAAUUAAUGUCUUAAAUGUUAAAUACUUGAGCUGUUGGGAUUUCUAAUAAUAUAGGUAAAUCUAGCUGAAAAUCUCAGCUUACUACUAAAUGCUGACUUUUAUAUAUAAAAAGUUAAAAAACAUUGCUUAGACUCAGGGAAUCCUGUUGAUUGCAAGGGUCGCUUUUUGUGUUGCCACUGACAAGAUUUCAUUGGAAGAAGAUGAACUGCUUUUGUAAAUUUUUCUUCUUGACGUACAUGUAUUUCAAUUAUCAGACUUGGGUAACAGCCAUAUUCAAGAUAUAUACAUCAUCUUUUAUCCCUUUCCAUAUCUUUGACAACAGAUAAUUUGCCAGACAACUUUGUUCAUUGUAUAAUUAUCUGUCUAUUGAAAACAUGUCUCCUGUUCUAAUCAUUGUCUUUAGUCUGGUUGAUGUCAGAGAUUGUCAUUACUGCAUUACAGCAAAUCUAUAGUUUCCUUGAUCAUGUACGCUCAAUCAGUGAAUGCAAAAACUCUGAGUACUUUGCCAUUAUUCAGGAAAUAUUUACACUUUUUUAUAUAACAGUUAAUUUUGGAAUUGUUGAAAGCAGUACAUUUCCUGAAUGUCGCAAUCUACUAUUUUAUUUGUGCAAUUAGCGUUAACUUUAGGGACUUGAAAUUUGCCCACUGGGAGAAAACCAUGUAGGAUAAGUAACAUCAAAAACUCAAAAUUAGACAUUUGCGACUGAACAAAGCGAGAUAGUUUAUGAAGUACACAAAUGUUCCUUAAGUCCACAAAUUAGUGGAUGAGGUCACAUCCAGCCUCCACGGAGAUUUGUCUCUUUUCUGUGCUUGUUCAGAACAUGGCAGAGUCCCUUUUCUAUCAUAAUUAUAAACCCUACUUUUUAGUCCCUAGUUUUAAUCCCUAGUUUCAAGUAUGACAAGUGCAAUUUUGGAUGCCCAUGGCUGACCAGACAAGUAUAAGAGCAGGACAAACACCAAAGUUUUGACAUUCCAUAAAUUAUUUUGUUCACCCUCCACCCCCACCACUUCAUCCCCACAUCAUCUUUCAUGCAUGUGUUUAUGAAGAUGUAGUUAUAAUAUUAUUGUUCCUCAAUAACCAUACUGUGUUUGAUAUAAAUGUUUUGAUAUAGCCAAAAAGUAGUUCUGAUUUUCAUGUCGUAAAUAUGUUUUGUUAAUGUAAAGGAGCGCUGUUACACGUACCUGCAUGAUUGCAUAGACAGGUAUGACAGGAGUCAUUUACUCUGGCUGUUUACCUGUGAAGCAUCACCUCUCAAGGAUGAUGUAUACUACAGCAGUUAGUUGGCCUUCUGGUGAUGCCCUUAGGAAGUUACAGGGGCUCAGGUUGACUUUUUUUUAAUAAAAAAGGAUGAUUCAGCCCUGUGAUUGAAAAAGCCUGAUUAGCUGAUUUCUAGGACACAACAAUAGCUUUUUCAGCUUCCUACCAAGAAAUUACCAUUUAUGAACACAGGUUCAGUGUAACUAUGUUAUAUGGAAAUCUUUGUGGUAAGGCUCAGAAGAUUGGACCUUUGUGAAAGUCUAUAAACUAUAUUCUAUCUAACAGUAACCAUGUAAUAAAGAAGAUUGUAUAACCAUAUUUUGUUUUUAUACUGAUGAUUUUCCGGCAGUUGCAAUAUUUUGACUCCAGUGUGCAUUGGUUGACAGUGAAUGGACCUGUCAAGACAACCUGCUCAUGGUGAUGCUCCCUGUCAGAUGUUCCACUGUUAAGCAUGUACUGUGAUUGCUGGCAUGCUUGUGACAGACAGGGUAGAGAGUAUGUCACAGUGAACUAAUGCACACUGGAGUCUCCCCUGGAAUGACCCCAAAGCCACCUCCCAAUGUACCUCAGGUAACAAGGAUGCUUGUCAAAGCAAGGCUGUGAUACUGUAAAUAGAAGAAAUAUUGUAUAGGAUUUAUGAGCCCCCAAUGGGCAUGCUGUCCUUGUGGGUUCAGGAAGCAUAUCAUUGAUUGAUUCCAUAUCAUUUAUCUGUGCUCCUACUGGUUUGGUGUUUAAUCACCUCUGAACACCAGGCAACCAUGCUCUUUAUAUUCACUCCAUAUUCUUUACCCACUCCUCUCUCUCAUUUUGUUUGACAACUGUGAGAACGUCGUGUAUAUUUAAUGGCAACAAGGAAAAUUUUGUCAGAAAGUUUCUUUCAGUUGAUUCUGAAAUGUAUUCCCUAAUAUAUUAUUUACAAUGAUGAGUAGGUUGUCUGGUGAUUUAUUUGUUGUCACUUGUUCAAGUAAACCUUCAGGGAUUAAAGGACACUAUAAAAUUGUUCACGAAUCAUGACUAGAUUAUAUAGACUGUUUUGGGUGAUGAUACAAACUGCGUUUUCCCAGUCCGACCUUCCUGUUCAUGCCUUACAUAGGACUGGAUCAACCAUGCUCAGUCAUUGUGGGUACAAUUUUUUCAAAUGUCACAGCUGCUCUUGUCUCAUAGGCGAAGGUUGGGUGUGUGUGCUGUUGUUUGUAGCAUGGUAUGCUGGCAAAUGAAGCCAGGUAAUUUUGGCCGUAUCCUUAAUUGUUAGUCUCCCAGAAAAUACUGAUGCAAUCAAAACUGUUUAUUAUUGUAUAUAAAAUCUCUAUACAUGUUCAAUUGCUGUAUAUUUUGUCUGUAUGUAGAUUUAUUUUUAAGAAGUUGAUAUUAUUGCAUGUUGUGAACACCAGUGGAAUGAAGCUUUACCUAUUACAUGUAGGUAAGACGACAAUGUACUGGUUGAUUAUACAUAAACUGCUGUUUUAUUUAUGAAUCAGGAAUUGGACAAAUUGCGCUGGCGAUUUGCUGUUUGAUAUGGUGGCUGUGGACUUCUCCUGGUUCUUGUGUAUUUAUUAU